GCGGCGCCAUGUCGGCGGGGCGGGGCAAGGCAGGGCACGGGCUGCCGCCGCGGGGGAGGCCGGGAAGCGGGAGGUGCGGGGCCGCUCCGCCCCUUCCCGCGGGGCCGCCGGAGCCAUGGCGGCGGCCAGGCUCUGCAGAAUAAGGACUAAAGUCUGCGUGGCACCAUCUUUUGGGAGAUAUCUACAAAACCAGCUCUGGACGAGGUCAUGGAAAAAGGAAGAUGUUCGCCCGCCCUGCUUGCAGUCACAGAACUGGCGAGCGAGUGCUGUGAAUCAUUGUCUUGUGAGACAGCGAGAGCCGUCUUUGUGUCGGUGCCAUUCGGCCCCCACUGCUGUGGUCCCACAAAAGGCUGUGGAGGAGAAAACAGAAGAAUUCAAACUGGUCUACAGGUUUCCAGGGAUUAAGUACUGCAGGGUACUGUCCCGACUGAAGCUGUUGCAGACUGCCACCACCGUGGUCACGCUGCCGCCCAUCUGCUACCUCUACCUGCAAGACCAGGUUUCACAGACUAUCCUCUUAUAUACAACUGGCAUCGCCCUCUUUGCUGGUGCCAUGUUGUAUGGUAUGAGCUACUUUUUCAGACGAAUUAUUGGAUUAAUCUACUUAAGUGAAACUGGCUGCACUGUCAAAGUGGCUCACUUGACGUUCUGGGGAAGACGGAAUGACAUUUACUGUCCCAUAGAGACAGUGAUGACUUUGGAUGAAGUUGGAGAUAGCAAGGGGGAGCUACUUCUCCAGUUCAAGCGGUAUAAUAGUACAGAUAUUUUAUAUUUUACAAUUAAGUUUGGCCAGAUUGUAGACAGACAGAGGUUUACUCAAAUAUUCGGAGAACUCGAGUCAUACAGCAGAUAAUUUCCAGUGAUUCUCCUUGUCGCGUGUUCAUUGUGCUUACUCUUCUGUGAAGUUUAAUUAGUUUACCAAACUGAUGUACUUCUGUCAUUUUCCCGUGCAAAGCCUGCUGGUAAGUGCGCUCAGCAUAGGAAGUAGAAAUGGUAAAGAACAAUCCACUGGACUAAGUGUCUCUGCAGCUUGAUUAAGGUGUGAGCAGCGGCUCUUCCGUGUUGGGUACAGUGAUGUGUGUGGUCACCGGCAGGUCUAAGUCUACACUGUGCUACUUGGAGCCUGCAGCAGGAGGAGUUUCUGAUGCUGGCCCUGAUGGUUUCAGCUGGCCUCUUCCAUUGUUUUGAAACAGGAAAAACGCUUGGAGUGAAACGCAGUAACUCUGCCAGAGCAUCCUCACUUUAAAUUCAUUGUUUCUUUUAGCGGAUUUUAGCUUGACUGGGAAGCCUCUUGAAAUUCAAACUUGUCUGAAACAUACAUACAGUGACCAAUGCUGGAUGUCAGGGUACAGGCUCCUGCAUUAAUGAAUUGGGGGUGACUGGAAAGAGCGGUACGUGAUGCUGUGUAAGGUGCGUGGGGUCUCUGGGCAAGGUCUUCCAGGGUGUGAAUGUAACUAGGCAAAAUGAGGGCGUGUGUUCUAAGACACACGGUUCAGCCGUAAGCGUCAGUUAAAGACUGGGACAGCAUUCCUGCAGCCUCUCCUAGAAAUAGCUUUCCCCUUGGAAGAAAAGGAAAAUGUACCCGAGUUAGAGGGACAGUCUGGCAUCCUUUGUUUGGUUUGGAUCCAAAUGAUCAUCUGAAAAUUUGGAACUGCUUGUCCGUCUUUGCAUAUACUCAUGUUUGUGGUUUUGUAUGUACGAAUGACAUUUAAUCAACACUGUAACGUUUGAGUUGCAAAAACUUCAGUAAAUAUUACCAAAAAUUAUCUUGGA
Messenger RNA from Chroicocephalus ridibundus (black-headed gull), 1773 nucleotides. RefSeq names its product transmembrane protein 186 (gene TMEM186). The transcript is spliced from 2 exons. The record is from RefSeq and is a predicted model, not a curated record. Bases 116 to 853 code for a protein of 245 amino acids. Lineage: Eukaryota; Metazoa; Chordata; Aves; Charadriiformes; Laridae. Gene Ontology annotation, cellular component: mitochondrion.